Molecule: messenger RNA, 2034 nt
Organism: Thlaspi arvense
Lineage: Eukaryota; Viridiplantae; Streptophyta; Magnoliopsida; Brassicales; Brassicaceae
Source: the annotation of a GenBank genome assembly
AUGACCAUGGAAGCCAUAAGAAAGCAAGCGGCGAAACUCAGAGAGCAAGUCGCGAGGCAACAACAAGCGGUUUUGAAGCAUUUAGGUCAUGUUAAUGCGGAUGCUGUUGUUGUUGAUGAAGAAGAGCUUCAUUGUCACCAGAAACUUCAAGAUCUUUAUAGCUCUACUAAGGCAGCAAAGCGUUUGCAAAGGAACAUCGUUCGUGGGCUCGAAGGUUUCAUCGCGACAGGCACGAAGGUUGUAGAGAUAGGUUUGAAGUUUGCUGAAGAUUUCAAGAAAUAUGGAGACGAGAAUCCAGAUGCUAACACUCCUCUCUCAAGAAUUGCACAUCACUUUGGGACCUCUUACAAGUCUGUGGAAGAUGGUAGGGAAACUCUCCUUGGAGUUCUUAGUGAGCAGGUUUGUGAGCCAAUCCGUACAAUGAUAUAUAGUGCGCCUUUGGAAGAUGCUAGGCAUUUAGUGAAUCACUACGACAGGCUGAGACAAGAAGUCGAAGCACAGGCAACUGAUGUACUGAGGAGAAGAUCGAAGUUGAAGGAAUCUGAUGUUUCUGAAGAAACCUACAUGAAGCUUAAGAACUCUGAAUCGAGAUUGGCCGAGCUCAAAUCAAGUAUGAAAACCCUUGGCAAAGAAGCUACUAAGGCCAUGUUAGAAGUCGAUAAUCAGCAGCAGAACGUAACUUAUCAGCGCCUCCGUGCUCUGGUUGAAGCCGAGAGAACAUAUCAUCGUAACGCUCUUGAUAUCCUCGAUAAGCUACAUUCCGAGAUGAUUGCUGAGGAAGAAGUUAUAGAAUCAUCACCAAAGUCACUACCUUUGCAUAUAGAGGCUGCUGUUUCUCAUCCCCAAGAAGAAACGAAUUUGAAUCCGGAGGCAGAGAUCAAAUCAAAUCACCGAGAAGAAACCACGUCUACUCCCAAAGAAGUAACCAAACCCAAUCCAAAGGACGAAUUAAAGUCUAGUCCCGAAGUAGAAACCAGAUCCAGUCCUCAGAAAGAAGUCAAGUCUUCUAGUCCACAGGAAGAGAUCAAAAACUCGAAUGGAUCUGAUGAUCAUCACAAUCAUCAACUUCUCAGCCAAAAUGAUUCCUACUUUCUAGCAAAAGUUGUUCACCCGUUCGAUGCUCAAGCCCAAGGGGAGCUAAGUCUAGCUGUUGAUGAUUAUGUAAUCGUACGACAGGUGGCGGGGACAGGCUGGUCGGAAGGAGAGUACAAGGGCAAAGCCGGAUGGUUUCCGUCGGCUUAUGUGGAGAAACAAGAGAAAGCUCCUGCGAGCAAAAUUAAAAGCUUUGCUGCUGAAUCGGCGUUUAUAAUCGCCAAAUCGGACACCCUAAAAAUCUUCAAGCCUGGUUUAAACGGAAAACCUUUCAACGCCGUUUCCUGUACAAAGAUUAUAACUCCAUCAUCGCUUAUUAUGUACAACAAGAUGCUCAAAUCUUUCGCUGAGACUAAAAGCUUCUCGAAAGUUUUGGCCUUGUUCGGUGAAUUGCGAGGAGAAGGCUUAAUCUUGAAAUCGGUGAAGGGAUUCACAGAAUUCGAAACGAGUGUAAAGAUUGGGAAUGCCUUGGUUGAUAUGUUCUGUAAAUGCGGGUGUCUCAAUAAAGCUAAAGUGGUUUUCAAUUCGAUGAGAAGCAAGAACGUCAAGUGUUGGACCAGCAUUGUCACUGGGUAUGUGAGUAACGGUAGAAUCGAUGAGGCUAGAGAGUUGUUUGAGAGGAGUCCUGUGAAAGAUUUAGCUGAACGGAUAGCGAAGAAGCUGGAGAAAGUGGAAGUUAGUGAUUCAAGUGCUCAUACUCUGCUUGCGAGUGUAUACGCAUCUGCUAAUAGAUGGGAAGAUGUAACGAGUGUGAGAAGGAAGAUGAAAGAUUUAGGAAUCAGAAAGUUUCCUGGUUGCAGCUCCGUGGAGGUUGAUGGGGUUCCUCAUGAGUUUAUCGUUGGAGAAACAUCGUCUCACCCGAAAAUGGAUGAGAUCAACUCGGUGCUGCAUCAAACUACAAAUUGGAUGUUGAGUUUGGAACAUGAAGAGAUUGAAAGUUGA